AUGCAAUUUUUGAAAGACAUUGUACCAGCUGCAUUGAACAAUAUAAACACAAAAUUCAUAGUUUUAGACAAAGGAAGAGUAGAUGCACAACAAAAGACAUGCUUGGCGUUAGUGGCUGAUGAGACUGCAGCUGUUCAUUUUCAGAUGUGGGGUGAUGAGUGUGAUCAAUUUGAGCCUGGUGAUAUUAUUACUCUGUCAAGUGGCAUAUUCUCUUACAACCGCAAUGCUCUUGUAUUGAGGGCUGGCAAGAGAGGUAAGGCUGAAAAGGUGGGAGAGUUUACCAUGGCCUUUGUGGAGACACCAAACAUGAGUGAGAUUCGUUGGGUCCCUGAUCCCAAUAACUCCAAGAUAUAUGUGCAAGAUGCUGUUCUUUCCCCCUAUUCACGAAUUUUCCCACCUACACGUUGA
This is a messenger RNA of Ipomoea nil (Japanese morning glory), 408 nucleotides long. RefSeq names its product SOSS complex subunit B homolog. Gene Ontology annotation, molecular function: DNA binding. The transcript has a single exon. Gene Ontology annotation, biological process: mitotic cell cycle checkpoint signaling; double-strand break repair via homologous recombination; response to ionizing radiation. Bases 1 to 408 code for a protein of 135 amino acids. NCBI's taxonomy places the organism in Eukaryota, Viridiplantae, Streptophyta, Magnoliopsida, Solanales, Convolvulaceae. Gene Ontology annotation, cellular component: SOSS complex. The record is from RefSeq and is a predicted model, not a curated record.